CAAUAUAGAUUAAAUUGACUUGGUAAAAUUAACAAACUCCAUACUUGCACAUUCAAUUUUAAGUUCAAUGAUGACUUUCACUAUGAUCACCUUUUCCUUGAAAUUUCUUCUCUAAUGACUGUGAAUGCUUGAUUGAGUGGUAAAGGCAAUAAUAUUCCUAGAUUUGUAACUUUUUUACUAUUUGUAGGAUUUUAUGUAGUUAUCUCCAAAAUUGUGUUGUUAUUUGUAAUUUCAUCUGCAUCGAUAUAAAUCUUCCUUUCCCUGUUCAUUGAAUAGUUGUUGGCACAUCACUUGCUUCAUUAUUCAAAAACAAAAUGAUUAUUGCUGGUUUGGUAAAGAAGAAUAAUUGAGGAUGAGAAAAGUUGGCUUAAUGCAAGUCAUCUCCAUUUUCUGCUGAUAGGUCCGGGGUUUAGGUUACAUUUUUUGGUUUGUGGUUGAUCCCUCAAGGAAGAGUUCAAAUCUGAACAGAGAUAAAAUGUUAAGUAAUUUUUAUUAUCUGCUUUAAGUUUUCAUAGAAAAUGAACUUUAGCUACUAUAUCGAAUCUGUGUCUCCUGCUGUUCUCCAGGAAAUCGUGGCCCGGCUCGCAGUUGUUCAACCGUUUCUCUAGGAGAUGUGUUGCUAAAUGAUUCAUGUUACAACCAUCUCCGAAUUUUUAGAAUACCCUCAUACCUUCUCUGGAGACAUAGAUCUAGGUUACUGCUAUUUGAGUCGACAGUACUCCACUAUUGACCAGAAAGAUACCAAAUUUUCGUUAAAUGUUUCAAGUGUGGUAUAGGUAGAAGGAACUGGUAUGAAAAAACCUUAUGGACAUGGUUUGAAAAAGGUGAAGUUUGAGGUAGAGUAAAACCGGUUAUUCAAUACUUGUGCUGGUGGAAGUAGUAGGUAGUUGGUGAAAUAGAUGAGCAUGACAUUGACCGUUAUGAAACAACAACAACAUACUCCGUAUAAUUCUACAAGUGGGGUCUGGGGAUGGAUAGCUGUUUUUCAAAAAAAUUAUAAUCGAGGAAGCUUAUGAGUCAUGUUAAGUAUGUUUUAUGUGCUUACUUGUAUUGUCCUUUAGUCAUGAAUUUCUUACAACAAUUGGCAUUAUUCUAGCAACUUCCUCUUUAGAAAGAAUUGUUAAAUUGGUAGAGAAUCAAUUUGCAUGUGGCCAACUAGCCAAAGCAAUUAACACUAACAAGCCAUUACCCAUGAAUUAAUCAUCUAUAAACCAUUAACUUUUUUUCCUUUCAAAUUCAAGAAAUACAAAUGUCUUUAGCAACCAUUUUCUUGUUCCUCUUCUGCUUUUCGGUUGUUGUUUCAGCCAAUGAGAAGACAUCAGCCUAUGAAGAGCUUCAACACUAUGACUUCCCAAUUGGCAUUCUUCCUAAAGGGGUGAUAGGCUAUGAGUUGAACUCAAAAACAGGCGAGUUCUCGGCGUAUCUCAAUGGCUCAUGUAAGUUCAUGUUGAGUUCAUAUGAGCUAUAUUAUAAACCUGUGAUAAAAGGAGUUAUAUCAAAAGGGAGGCUAAUGAAAUUGAGUGGUGUUACUGUUAAAGUUGUAUUUCUAUGGGUUAACAUUGUUGAGGUUAGGAGAAGAGAUGACAAUCUCCAAUUCUCUGUUGGAUUUACUUCUGCAAAUUUUCCUAUUAGGAGCUUUGACAAAUGCCCUCGUUGUGAAUGUGGAUUGCAUUGUGUUAACGAGGGUGAUGGGGACUUCAGGCAAAAGCUCCCCGUGUCUUCCUCGUAG
Molecule: messenger RNA, 1729 nt
Organism: Solanum tuberosum (potato)
Lineage: Eukaryota; Viridiplantae; Streptophyta; Magnoliopsida; Solanales; Solanaceae
Exons: 2
Coding region: 1250-1729 (159 amino acids)
Source: RefSeq, a predicted model, not a curated record